CUCUGCUCUCUUGUCUUGGCCGUAUUAGAAAUUUUCAGCUUUCUUGAGGAACACGACAAGUCCCAAUUUAGAUAAAAUGAGGAAAUGAGGAUUCACUACUUUUAAUGUAUCUUUCGCCACAUUUUGUAAAAAAGCAAUUGAAAUAAUAAUACAAAGGAAAAUAGAGAAGGAGUUUGUCCAAAAAGUAAUAUUGGUUUGGUCUAACGGUUGAUUGUGUUUUGGUGUCGUGUCAGGAGAAGUUAUUGAUGUAUGUAUGAUCUAAUGGAUAACAAUUAUAACCGUAUGCCACCAACACAUCCGAACAGCAAUGGUGCAGUAAGUUCGGGUGAGCACCUGGGCGGCAGUGCCACCCAGCAAAAAGCACCACGAAACUUUAAGUUGCUUUCGGAUCCAGCAAUUACGAAAGGCGCCAAUAAAUUGUACCGUUUCGAUGGUGUAGUUCCAAACGAUUCUACUUAUCCCACGGUUAUGCCUCGAGAUCCCCGCAAUCCUGUGGUGCGCUUACGGGCAAGACCAGUUGAACCAAUGGUGUUGUCUGUUCCUAGGCUAAAAAUCGACCACAACUAUGUUGGUAGUCCGCCGGCCAUAGAAAUAACAAUGACAAAUUUAAAUGAUAACAUCGACAAGCAAUUUUUGGCGCGAAUGCUUGAUAAAUGUGGAGUAUAUGAUGAGAUUGUCAUUCACCAUCAUCCGACCACAAAUAAACAUCUGGGAAUAGCAAGAAUUGUAUUUGAAAAUGUAAAGGCUGCCCGACAAUGUAUUGAAAAAUAUCACCAGAAAUCGGUGAUGGGGAAGAUUUUAAGCGUUUUUCACGAUCCAUUUGGUACUAUUUGCAAACAAACAGUAGAAAAUUUAACAUCAACGAAACCAAAGCUUUCGACUGCCACAAGCACCGCUACAGGAGUUACUACUGGUGCACCACCUUUACCAAAUACUGAGCUAGAUACACAUGCUGCAACAAUAACAUCAACAACGACCACUGUUGCUCAUUUGGAAUAUCAACAUGAAUAUAUAUCGCAUGUGUCACAGGAUGGUUUUGAUGCAACAGUAGCAACUUAUCAGCAUUCUUACCGGUCGGAACGUGAAUAUGAAAGAUUUAGUCAUAGCCGAACAGACAGAUACGUUGAAGAAGAUAGGACUUCGUAUCGUGAUAAGCGCAAAGAUCGAGCACAAAGUCGUGAAAGAUACGGAUCUUUAUCUGUUGGUCAACGCCAUGACAAAGAUAGGUCGAAACACCAUCACCAUUAUCAUAAACGUGACCGUUCUAGAGAACAUAGUGACGAACGCGGCUGUAUAAGUGUCAGACGCGAUCGAGAUCGUGAUAGAGUGCGUGAUUAUGAAAGAUCGCGAGAUCGGGAUCGCGAUAGACGUGACCGUGAACGUGACUAUCGCGAAAGAGACCGAGAAAGGUCAAAUGAUCGAGAUCGUGACCGCGAUCGCUCGGUUAAGGCACGUGGAAGUGAAAAGUACAAUUCAACGUCACGGUAUUCUCGGGAUUAUGUAGACACAUCUUCGAGUGGUGCAGCUCCAAAACCUUAUCCAUCUCCUAGUAGUACGGUGUAUUAUCCUCUUCAAACUGGUACGCAGCCCCCUGUACAUGUGGUGGGAUCUUCCAUUCCAGGUGCUUAUCCGUAUCAUGCCUAUGGAUAUCCAAGUGAUAACAAUCCUACUCCUCAUAUUUGGCCGGGAGGAAAUAGAUCAUGGCCCGCCCAUCAACCACCACUGCAACCACAAAGUCAGCCACCUCUGCCACCUCCUCCUCCUGACGGAACACCCGACUGGGAUGAACCAGAACCACCUCCCCCCGGUGGAUAUUCUAGUCAGGAUGAAAUGGCAUCCAGCAAUAUGAAAAAAGAUCGAAAAGAAACAUCCACAAGCAAUAAAUCAUCGAAGGAAAAUAAUUCAUUUGCAACGUCAGAUAAAACAGAUUUAACAACUGAAACGGAUUUGGGUAAUGUUGAUUUAGACACACGCAUCGCACUCAUGUUCAAGGGAAAAUCGUUUGGCAACGCUCCACCUUUUCUACAGAUGGAUAGUAGUGAAUCAGAUGCAGAAAAAGGUGCACAAGGUGAAGAAGAAGAGGGUGAAGUAAAUUCAGAUUCGAAUGAGCGGUCGAAACGUUUAAAUAAAAAGAAACGUCAAAUAUCAUCUUCAAUGUUGAAUAGAAUAAACAAUGUUGAGCACGGGGCAAGUGAUAUUUCAUCCAGUGACGAUGAGAUUUUGCUUAAAAAGGAUUCUUACAGUCCAAUAUAUCCUGGUCAUUUGAAACAAAAGGACGACGAUCGUAUGUCGCUUUCUAGUUUAUCGUCCAAUGAAGGCGUAAAAAAACAGGGAACCGAUAAAGAUAAAUCUAAACAAAAAUCUUCACUGCAGUCAUCUGUAACUUCGAUGAUAUCAACAUCUGAAAUAAGUGCAAGUGUUGCUGCCUAUGUGUAUCCUCCACAUCCAUCCUCUAACACUUAUUAUUAUCCUGGAGGAGGAUAUCCCUCGUAUCCAUCAGCAGAUAGUGCUUCAGCACAGUACCUACAUCCCGCCUACAUACAAUCGUCUUAUUUGCCGGGUAUUAGCGGUAGCUUGCCCACAUUUGGCGCGAAUACCGCUUCCUCCUAUAAUGACCCUUAUGGUGAUGCAUACAAAUUUUAUCGCAGCGAUGGAUAUUCCACAUACAUGGGUCACAUUUCAAAUGUUUACAAUGAAGAUCCAUACAAAAGACACAUCGAAGAGGUGGUGAAGAAAGUAAGUGACGAACUUAAACAGAUAUUAAAGCGCGAUUUUAACAAAAAAAUGAUUGAAAAUACCGCCUUUAAAAAUUAUGAAGCUUGGUGGGAUGAACAAAUACAAAAAAGCCGUCGGAACAAGAGUGAAAAUGAAAAGGCUGCAUCUGAAAAAUCCUCAGGUAUAGUGUCGGUCGGGCUAAAUAGUACCACUGCUCCAACGACUAAUCGCAUAGAUAAACCGCCUGAUAUUAACCAGUUGAUUAAUAGUCAUCGAGAUUUAUCAGAUUUUAAUUCGGCAUACCCGGCCCUGGGAUUACGUGCCUCGAUUCCUAAAUUGCCGUCCUUUCGUCGAAUACGUAAACAGCCCAGUCCUAAAUCACAAAAGGCUGACGUUGAAAAACAUCUUAGCGAUCAAGAGGAAAUGGUGCACGGCUCAGAUUCCGAAAAAGAUGAUUCGAAUUUAAGCUCAAUCGCAUUAGCAAACACUAGUAGCAGCGCCAAAGAUGCGAAAGACUCCACGAAUCAAUCUUUCAAAGCAAAAACAUCAUCCAGCACUCCAGCAGCGAGGGUAAAACGAAAAGGAAGCUCCUCGAGCUUUUUUUCAUCUUCUUCAUCCAGUGGUGGUGACAAUGAUGAUGAAGAUGAUGACGAUAUGGAAGGUGAUGCGGACGGAAGUUCAGGGGAUGAAGAUGAAAGUGCUAGUGAAGAUGAAUUAAGCUCAAUAUCAGAAGAUGACAUAAAAAGCAAAGCUCGCAAAGAAAAAAGUCACCAAAAAUCACGGCAGACAAUUACAAGAGAUCUCUACUCUGACACUGAUGAUGAUGAUGGACCCAAAACAUCAGUUAAUAUUAUGAUACCAACACAGGCUACUACAAGAAAUAGCACUGUAAUAGAGAAAAAGAGCAUAUACUCCGAUUCAGACGAGGAAACAAAAAUAUUGGAAAAAGAAUCUAAAUCGGAAAAACUCAGUCAUAAAUCGGAAAAACUCAGUUCAAAAGCAGAACUGUUAGCAACAAAUGCUUCCGAUCUGGAAGACAUAAGCAAAGACAGUUCGCUCAGUUUGGUUGAAGAUUCACAAGACUAUAAUGAAACAAAAACACGAAAUAAUGCUGAUCCUAAUUUAAAAUCAGCCAAUUUUAGUGAAUCUCAAUCAAAAGUGGAAAAUACUGAAAAGAAAAAUGAUCAGAAACAACUCGAAAGCAAGCCCGAUCAAAGCCAAAGGAAAAGUGUAUUCGAAUAUGACAGAAUAUAUAGUGAUUCCGAAGAAGAGCGGGAAUACCAAGAGCGUAGAAGACGUAACACUGAAUAUAUGGCUCAAAUUGAGCGUGAAUUUCUCGAAGAACAAGAACGAAAAUUGCGGGAAGAACAAGAUGCUAGUGGAACGAAAAUGACACCACCAUCAAUAAAGGAAGAUGAUACUUUAACGACAUCAGCCGUAAGAUCUAAUCGACCAUCAUUAUUUGUUUCUCGUAAAUCGCUUAGCACUGAAAUGCCUGCAACGCCCGAUAUUACGAAACUUCCCCCUACUCCUGGUGCUCGAUUAAUGGGUGAACUUGACUUGGUCAGUUGCUCAAAUACUGCGGAUAAACAGCGGGACAAAACUAGUACUGGAAAGGUUAAAAAAGAAAAGACUGUAACAAACUCCAAGACUGAAACGGGUAGACCUAAGAAAGAUUCAAAAUCAAAAAUUCAAAAUGCUCAAGAAGUUCAAAUGCAAUCGACAUCAACAGAGAAAAAAGCACCCUCAAGCGAAUCGUCGUAUUCCAGUGUAUCAGCACAUAUUACAGCGGAUACACCAAAUAUGACUUCCACGUCAGUCAGUUCAAAUGGUUUUGUCGCUAAUGAACUCAAAAUUCAGGCAACAGUAACCCUUGGUACCAUCGAAAAUAAAACCGAUUCUAUCCUCCAGUCUAGAAGAAAUCAGUCCAAAUCCACCAACGAACUCUUGACACUGAAACCGCGACCAUUAGAUGCAUCCCAAACAGAGGAGGAAAAUUAUGAUAUCAAGAUGUCGCCUACGUCUUCAGAUGGAGGAUCCAGUCAAGCUAGUCAAGCCAGUCAAGUAGCAUUGGAGCAUUGUUACUCUUUACCUCCAGAGGCCGAUACAUCCAAACCAAAGAACUUGUCACCCAUUCUACAACAUGGAGAAACAGCUCGGAAAAAGCAACAAUAUUUGGUUCAUGAUCACGGAGGGUACGCUACUCCACCUACGCCACGUGCUUCAAUUUCCGAAGACUUCGUUCCACCACAUAUUUCCCAACAGUCCAAUACUUUAACAUCAGCUAAGCCCGGACCUGGAAGACCCCGUAAAGAUUCCGCUCGAACGAAAAAGAAAGAGGACUCUUCGUCGCACCGAACAUCUGGGAAACGAACACACUCUUUAGAAAUAUCCUCUGCAGCAGCAUACAACAAUUACGCAAAGGCAAUGGCAGACUUUGUUCCGAGAGAAAUGUUUAAACCGCGUGAGGCCACUGAUGAAAUGAUGGUUCUUUACGAAUUUCUUACUCGUGGAAUUGAUGCAGAAGAUAUUCAGUAUGUACGAAAAUGUUAUGAAAUGCAUUUGCAGGAAGACACAUACGGAUUUUGGCUUAAUAAUACUCAUUGGGUAGAUCACUGUGUGACCGACCGUGCAUUUGUGCCACCACCUAAUAAAAAACGUAAAAAGGAUGACGAACUAAAGCGCCACGUUACAGGUUGUGCUCGCACGGAAGGUUAUUAUAAACUGGAUGUACGGGAAAAAGCCAAACAUAAAUAUCAUCAUGCUAAGGCCAACGUCGAGAACUCACAAAGUGUGGAUCGUGCAGAUGAUCAACAAACUAAUCAACACAAUAAACUGGUAUCAAAAAUGCAGGGCAUUUCGCGCGAAGCCCGUUCAAAUCAGCGUCGUCUUUUAACAGCUUUUGGUUCCAUUGGAGAGUCGGAAUUGCUUAAAUUUAACCAGCUUAAAUUCCGCAAGAAACAAUUGAAAUUUGCCAAAUCAGCUAUUCACGACUGGGGUCUGUUUGCAAUGGAACCAAUUGCUGCAGACGAAAUGGUCAUUGAAUACGUGGGUCAGAUGAUACGUCCAAUUGUGGCUGAUUUGCGGGAAACCAAGUAUGAAGCGAUCGGUAUUGGAAGUUCAUACCUGUUUCGUAUCGACAUGGAAACCAUAAUAGAUGCCACAAAAUGUGGAAAUUUGGCACGUUUUAUAAAUCACAGUUGCAAUCCAAACUGUUAUGCAAAAGUUAUUACGAUAGAAUCGGAAAAGAAGAUUGUUAUCUACUCUAAACAACCCAUUGGUGUGAAUGAGGAAAUCACUUACGAUUACAAGUUUCCUUUGGAAGACGAGAAAAUACCAUGUUUAUGUGGUGCACAGGGAUGUAGAGGGACACUCAAUUAGAUUGUAUGCCGUCUAUUCUGCAAUGUGGGAUUAUUAUAAAUAUACAUACUUAUUGUAAUUUUUUUUUUUGGUACUUGCUCAUUGUUUUAUAUAGAAACAUACGUAAUAUUUUUUAAUUUCAAAUCAAUUACACACACUUUACCUCAGUUAUAUAUUUUAUAAGCAUAACAAUGUUGUCUAUUUAAUGUCGCUUGUUGGUUUUUGACAAUUAAAAUUGAGUCAUCAUCCCACAUCUACAAAAUAAUUCGUGAAAUUAUUCCUUUUAUAAUUUGACAUUGUCUAGCGAUGAUGUUUAACAUGUACGUCGUUUGAGUAGAAAGAACUAAUCAAGAAAAAUUCGAAUUAUAAAUAAGCUUAAAUACGUAAAUAUUUAAUUAUUUUAUACGUUUACUUUCCUUUUUGAGCCACUGUCAUCUGCAUUUGGGCUUUAAUGAAGGAAACAUUAAUACGAAGUUAAUUUUCAUUGUAAAUAUUUUAGCAGAGCUUUUUUCUUUUAUUUGAAAUGUUUCAAUUUAUAUACAUAUAGUAGAUACAUAUAUAUAUAUAUAUAUUAAAUAUUAAUUCAAUUUUAAGUAAAUUUCAAACUCUUUUUUUUAUUAAAUAUAAUAUUAAACCUUUAAUUGCUUAAUUAAUUUUUUUAUUAAAUUAUAAAACACUAGGCUUUUUAUGAAACUAUGGUUGCAUUAAAUAUAAAAUAAUAAACUUUGAAAUUAAUUUAAAAAAAACAAAUACAUACACUUACAUACAUACGAUGUAGUCGUUAAUAUAAAAAAUUAAGUAUAAUUAUAAUAAAAAUAUAUACACUUGUAUGUAAAUAGUUUUAAAAACAAUAAAAAAAUCAUCAUUUUAUUAAUAAUGUAAGAAAAAUAUUUCAUAAGUUAAUAAUAUACAGACAUAUUCCCCAGCGUCACUUCCUCUAUAAAACACGCAAGUGUCGUAUGUUGUUCGAUAAUGUUAAAAUGAUAAUAGAAAACAAAAUAAAUCAUGUCAAGAAAUUCAA
Molecule: messenger RNA, 7096 nt
Organism: Lucilia cuprina (Australian sheep blowfly)
Lineage: Eukaryota; Metazoa; Arthropoda; Insecta; Diptera; Calliphoridae
Gene: Set1
Product: histone-lysine N-methyltransferase SETD1
Exons: 6
Coding region: 250-6096 (1948 amino acids)
Cellular component (GO): Set1C/COMPASS complex
Molecular function (GO): protein binding; histone H3K4 methyltransferase activity; RNA binding
Source: RefSeq, a predicted model, not a curated record